Molecule: messenger RNA, 1544 nt
Organism: Diatraea saccharalis (sugarcane borer)
Lineage: Eukaryota; Metazoa; Arthropoda; Insecta; Lepidoptera; Crambidae
Source: the annotation of a GenBank genome assembly
UGUUUCCUAACUUUUGGACAAUUUAUUAAAAUUAGUUCUUUUUUCCAUAAUCCACGUGUCAUUCAACAUUGCGAAUGUAAUCGUAAUUAAACCUAUCCCUGUAAUAAAAUUUGCAUUAGUGUUUGUUUACAUAGUUCAAUAAAAUUAAAAAGCCAACAAAAUGACUAAAUCUAGAAGUGAAUUUCGUUUUAUUCUUUAUGCAAGUGGGAUAUUUUUCUGUUAUUUUAUAUUUGGUAUGCUACAAGAAAAAAUAACACGUGGUAAAUACGGCGACAACGAUAGAUUUACGUGUACAUUAUCUCUAGUCUUAGUGCAAUGUGUUGUUAACUAUAUUUUCGCUCAAAUUCUAAUGCUUUCAUGGCACCAUGAAGUGGAUAACACAAAAAAAAUUUACUAUUUCUCAUCAGCGCUUACAUACCUCUUAGGUAUGGUAACCUCUAAUAUGGCCUUGCAAUGGAUUAAUUACCCUACACAGGUGGUGGGGAAAGCAGCCAAGCCAAUACCUGUCAUGAUAUUGGGUGUAUUAAUCGGAAGAAAAUCCUAUCCAUUGAGAAAGUACUUGUUUGUUUUACUUAUUGUCAUUGGUGUAAUCAUGUUUAUGUAUAAAGACCAAGUUAAGAAGGUAGUCUCUACUGAUGAAACGCAAGGAAUUGGUAUUGGUGAACUGCUUGUUCUUCUUUCUUUGACAAUGGAUGGCCUCACUGGUGCUGUUCAGGAACGCAUCAAAAGUGAAUCAUCACCCACUGCUUAUUCGAUGAUGCUGAAUACCAACUUUUGGUCCAGCAUAAUCAUUUCUGUGGGAGUUGUGUUAACUGGUGAAAUAUUCCGUUUUGUCAGCUUCGUUCAUAUGUACCCUGAGGUAUUAAUAUAUCUCGUGUGUCUCGCAUUAACAGGCGCACUAGGACAAUUGUUUAUCUUCUUCAUGGUAUCCGAGUUCGGUCCGUUGCCGUGCUCUGUUGUAACAACGACCAGGAAAUUCUUCACUGUUCUCGCAUCUGUAGUGUUCUUUGGUAACGUCCUGCUGGGAAGACAGUGGUUGGGAGCUGUCUUAGUAUUUUCUGGUUUGUUCCUGGAUAUAUUUUACAGCAAAGGCAAGCUACAAACAAAGAAGGUUACGGAGAAAUGAUCGAUACAAAUAUCGUGGCUUCAAGUUAUUAGACGAAUUUAAAAUAAAUAGAGAUAAUAAUAUUAUUUUAUUAAGUAGAAGUUAUUUUUGUGACAAGAAUACAUACUAUAUAAUAUUAAUGUGUAAAUAAGAAUUUUGCAGUAAUUGUACAGUCAUUAUUUUCAUAGCAGUUACGAUUGUUCAAAAUGAUUAAGCAUCGGCACAGUUAAGGCCGACAGGGUGAAACUGAACCCUGCUUUGAUUAAGGAAAGCUAUACAAAAGAACUUGUUUUACAUUUGAAUAGAGAUAUUUUCAUUUUUAUAAUCUUGAUAGUUAGCUCUCGUUAAAUAACUAAUACAUUAAAACUAAUAUAUAAUUGUUUAGCAAAGUAGUCAGUCUAAACUAUGGGUCGCGACCCACUGUAGGCCGGCGACGAAC